Molecule: messenger RNA, 7494 nt
Organism: Lymnaea stagnalis (great pond snail)
Lineage: Eukaryota; Metazoa; Mollusca; Gastropoda; Lymnaeidae
Source: the annotation of a GenBank genome assembly
CUCCCAUCUUAGGGACGAUGCCAUGAAAUUCAAAAUAAUGCCGAAGAAAUCCAACAAAUGGCGAUAAACAACAUCACAGGCGGGUCCUCACGGGAUUCCGGAAUUCAUGCGGAUUUCGGGAAUCAUUAGAACUAUUAGGUCUGUAUCAUUAGCCACCUGUAGCACCCAACAUGUCCAAGCACUCCAGGCACAUCUGUCGUGACAUCCUGGCGAGUUACUUCAGCCACAGGUUCACGUGGAUGGCCCGCGCAGCCUCAGAAAUGGUCAAAUAAAUUUAGUCACGUGAUUUCGGCCAAUCGUCGUCGCGAAUUUCAUCUCAGAUUAUGGCUUCGGGUACUCUAGUCCUUUCAGAUAGAGACGCGGAGGGCCAAAAGCCAACCAGCCAAGACGAAUUCAUCCUCGAACAGGUCCUGGGUCUCACGAGCACCUCCUGUCACGCGCUGGCCCACAGUCCCACCUCGGGCGUGGUGGCGUUUCCUGCGGCCUGCAUGUUAGUGCUGCUUGACCCAAAAACUAACGAUCAGAAGUUUAUGGAGAGCCCCACCGUGCAUUGCAUCUCUUGCGUUAGCUUCACUGAAGAUGGGCGGAUGUUGGCCUUUGGCGAGCAUGGACUGAAGCCUCACAUUUCCGUGUGGCUUGUGAAAGAGCACAAAGAAUACAGUAAGUUCAUAGUGGACCACUCGGUGGGCAUCAGGGCUAUCGCUUUUCAUCCCAAAUCGGCCUUCCUCGUGGCUCUCGGAAACUGCGACCUAAACAUCGGAGUGUGGGACUACGUGCGCGGGCGCAGACUGGCCCUGACGAAAUGGCAAACGUCGCCGCUCGCGAUGACCAUACCCAGACCAGGGGCGUACGUCGCGGUGUGCGGUCAUCGAAAGGUCACACUCUUCAACAUCGACCGCAUAGAUUCCAACACGCACGAGACGAACGUGUUCCAAGACAGGAAAGCGGUGCUCCUCGGCAGGCAGAGCGAGUACACAUUCGUGGACAUCGCCAGCGGUCGGAACAAGCACGAGCGGGAGGUUUACACGGUGACCAGCUGCGGUUUCCUGUGCGAGAUCAAGAUGGGGGACAUUGUCAUAGAUAAGGCGUCCAAGGUGGACACCCGGGCCUACGUGGUCAGGUACGCGAUGGAUCACGUUUUUGUAGGAUGCCGCGAGGGUGUCGUCAAGAUUUGUCAUCCGGACACGCUGAACGUGGAGGCGGCCGUGUCCGUGAAUCAGCUUCUGGGACCGGAGGGCUUCACGAAAAUUGCCGGUAAUCAAGUCCCUGACACCACGGCAAUCGCCGUCAACGAGAAGGACUCGAUCGUCACGUGCAUAUUCUCAGACGGCAGCAUGCAUUCGUGGCAGAUCAACAGCUUCAAGGACACCAUCGUCUGCUCUAUGAUUUUACCGCCGACGAAACACAAGCAGAAAGGUGCCGGGAACGAGGCUGGUCUCGGAGAACAGGCUUACAAGGCGGGCAUUCUCAGGUCACUCGUGGGAUCCAACGAGAAAGCGAAGAGGUCAAAGGCAUUUGAUUCGGUGACCAUGUCCGACAAGGCUCAAAAGCACCACGGCGUCCUUAACUUUAAGGCCAGCAAGUCCCGCUUCCAGCAGGCUAAUGCCGUGCAGUUCACCCCGGACGGGAAGGACAUAAUAUGCGGGAACGAUGCGGGCGAGAUAAAGGUGUAUGACGCCGCGUCCGGCUUCUUACGCAGGGUCAUUGAAGCUCACAGCUCUCAGGUCACGUGCAUUGAGCUCAUGUACGACGACGAGUACCAGCUCGUCUGCAGCGGAGGUCGAGACAGAAUCAUUUUCGUUUUGAACGCUAAAACAGAUUUCGGCUUGGUUCAGGUCUUGUGCGACCACUCGGCGGCCAUAACAGCCUUAAGUCUUGUCCACAACAGCGGCCUCCUGACCUUGGUAUCCGCCGCUGCCGACAACGUUAUCCUGGUGCGCAGGGCGCUACCCGGGAGCACGUUGAAAUUCACGAUCACAGGUGAGAUCGCCGAAGCCCGGUACAACAAAUCGUUUAACGUCACGAGUGAGUACAUCGUAACGGGGGCGGGAAACGGAGGGAUUAAAUUAUGGAAGGCGGAUCCCGUGUUUAGUGGAAAGCCGAGCAAGAUGAUACCUUGCACUCAGAAAUGCAGCAGCGGCCACAGGGCCAUGGCCAUCGAUCCCUCGGGCAGUUUUCUGGCCAUCACACAAUGCCCCGGCCAAAUAACCGUAUAUCAUCUACAGACGGGUCAGCCGGUAGCUUCACUGUCCAGCCAAAAUGACGUCAACUCUGUUAAAUUUUCCAACGAUCUCCGAUACAUGAUCAGCUCAACGUCCAACGGUUGCUCUCUGGUGUGGCGGCUGCCGGAACGAAUGACGGAAUUCAUGAGAUCCAAGCAGGAGAAAACUUACCAGAUAGAAAUGGCCAGGGAGAUCUCCUAUGAGACCUACGUCUCGUGCCUGCGGGUGUGCAAGGAAGUGCCAGACGACGACGGACCCCAGCACAACGAUUCUCACAAUUUCGAUCUGGACUUGACCCCGAGCAUUGAAUCACUAAGUUUGCUUGACCUGGGCGGGAACAGGGGGAGCCAACGAGAGAGUGUCUACGGCUCAGACAGUUUCAUCAGUUGCACCACAUGCCAAGGUUCUUGUUCUGACAGCGCCCUCUGCUACCCGUCCACCGACUCUAGUGUGCACAUCAGUACCAUGCCCACACGCUACCCCGGUGUGACGAAGGACAACGUGGAGCAAGGAAGGUGCACCAAGUUGGGUAUGUUCAAGUACGUCAGGUCACUGGACGCGGACGGUCUGCCCGAGAUGUACCACUACAAGAGUCGGACCAUCACCUCUCCGCCAAAGUCAGCUGGGGACGCGACUCACGAGCACCAAAAAGCUCCGAACAUCAACGUGUCUGACAAUAACGGAGAUCAGAUCCAUGUGCUGAGCGAUUUGGAGGACGGAUACAGAGACACUGACCCGGUCACCGACCAGCUUAACCCGUACGUGUCGGAGAUCAACGGCGAUUUCGACAAGGUGUUUAAAUUUAAUGAGAUGUUAGCCAAAAGUGACCAGCUCCUAAACCGCGAGUCGUGCCCGAUACCGGUGCCGCAGAAGACGACCAUCACGAGCCCGGUCAAGCUCCAGCGACUGCUCUCGCCGGCUUCGGAUAUCUCAUACAGUACAGCUAACUCGAUGGUGACGUCACGCAGCACGGACACAUCGGCGACUUGUGAGUACCUUAAUUUUUUUAGUCCACUGCCGGAGACGAGCGUUUCCGAUAACGAGGCUGUGGACGCCCGCCUAUGCCAACGCUACAUGUACAGGGACGACAUACUCAGUAACAAAGAGGCGGUGAACUCGGUGGUCGGUCUCGGCGAGGGUGGAGCUGAAAUUCCCGUCAUUGACAACAUUGGUGACUGCGUGGCCAUCAACAAAUCUCUGUCCACUGUCGUUGACUUGGAGUCUUGCCAGGAACCAUGUGACAGUGGCAAUGUUGAGAGUGGAGGAGAUCUGGGCGAUGGUGAGAAGCGUCUAGUAGUUGAUGUUGUGACUGUACACUCUGCAGUGGAGAACGAAUCUUUAAACCAGUCGAGGGAAGACGUUGCUGGGAAAAGGCUCGAAUCGGAUGUAAAAAUCACCCCUGAUACGAACGUGUCCCCGCAGACGUCAGAUGUCGGAACGAAACCCAACUCGUGCGAUGACAGCAUGGAGUACCAGGACUGCAAGUCUAAACUCAGCGACCCUUCCAGUCCUGGAAGUACGGCAGGCUCGGCCAAAGGACCCCAGGAGAUUUUAAGCAACGAUUUAUUUGAAGAAUGCAUCGACCUCAGCAACGUCAACUCCAAGACCACCACAGACUCGUCCGUCUACGCGUGCUGCAAAGAACAGCAUGACAUUUCAGCAAGCACCGGGGACAUCCUCACGGAGACGAGCACGGUGAAAAUGAGCACAUCCGAGACCAGGGAUAAACUGUGCGAGCUCUCGGCCCAUACAUUCGAGAAACACGAAGGCAAAGAGCGCGUCGAUACAUCGGCGGAUUCGUGCGGUACAACUAUGCACAGUGAGAUUGUGGAGGACGAUUAUCCCAAAUUACAGUCUGCCAAAGAAGAGCUGAACGGCACGCAAAUGGUCUUGGACGAAAUGGAACACUCGAUUACCCUUGGACUCCAGGAGAAAACAAAAGGGCUGAUUGUGGACCAAAAUGAAAUAGCACCACUCACGAAUUCUGGAGAGAUCCGGGAGAAAAUAAAAUGCAGAAUCGUGAAUGACACUCUUAAACGGGCAAAUUCUGAAGAACUCCAUGACAAACGUCUGCUCGCAAAUCGUGAUGAUAUAGUUACACGCAGGAAUUCUGGAGAUCUCCAUGGCAAACGUCUGCUCGUGGACAAUGAUGCCAUAGUUACACGCACGAAUUCUGGGGAACGCCAUUGCAAAAGUCGGCUCGUGGAUAUCGAUGGUCUAAUUACACGCCCGAAUUCUGGAGAACUUCACGACAAACGUCUGCUCGUGGACCAUGAUAACGCAGUGAUACGCACGAAUUCUGGAGAACCCCUGGAGAAGAGCAAACGUCCAGUGCUCGACCAUGUGGACGACGGCACCGUGUUUAACUACCACUCUAUAACGCGAGAUCAAAACGGGAGACUGCGAUGGAUAGGUCAGAAGGGGAACAGCUCGCGAGAUCAACCCGUGGAACAAAAAUCUCCCAGCCCAACCGAUGCGCACGUGGUGAAGCAUGGGAGCAACUGCUUGGGGGGCUCCCUGUGGAACAUCAAGUGCUCCAGGUGCGCGAGGAAAAACACUUUGACCGAGAUCGGGUCGGGUUCCGAGAAGGAGGCGUUAGACAACCAGAAUCCUAAAGAUUUUGAGACAUGGGACUGUUGCAAACAUAUUUCAGAUUGUCAAGAUCAAAGCAAAUUGGAAGGUCACGCUGCCAGGACUGACGGUGACGUAGACCCCAUAGGUCUGGAAAAUGUUGGGACGUGGAACAUCGAUCAGAAGUGUCCAGUCUCUGACCAGUCAGGUGAUCAGUCAGGUGACCAGGAGACCAAUUCUCAGGAUUGUCAGAUGAAUACUUCCGAGGCGUGUGAUUUAUUACUAAAUCCAGCUCGAUAUUUCGACAAACGUGAUCAGAACGUCUGUAGGAACUCCCAGGAGGACCCAUCACUGAAGGAAUACUACAGUGACCUAAGACAAUGUCUGCAGCUGUCCAAUUCUCAAGAAACUUUCUAUAGGCUUAAAUGGGAUGUCGAUGACCAGGAGUUGAUGGAACUACUUUCUUUGGCACUGGAGUGCAAGCCGGCAGAGUUCGCUGAGUGGUUUAGUUCACAGAAGGGAGCGUGGAAAGAAAAAGAAAGUGUGGCUUGGGACGACGACGUCAAGGAGCCGGUCAACGAAGAAUCGGGGACCGACCUCAUACUCCCCCGAGUGAUCAGCAAGCUCGAGAAACUGUGCAAGGCUCGAGGACUGAUCAACGCCAGCAGUACAACCGAUUCGAGGUCCGACCAAGGCAGUUCGACAAGUCUGCCGGAAUCAUCCAGUUCGAAAACGAACAUCAUCUCUAUAUUGGAACGGUUUUUGUCCGGCCGGAAAUCGCCACACAAGUCCAUGCCUAAAAUCGAAGAGAUGGAAGAGACAGUCCGGCGAGAAGUCAACUCUGAACAGGAUGUCCACGAAGAAAUGAAAAGAGAGCGAGGGAAACGAUUAAAUUAUUUUAUGACCAAUCAGGAGACGAAGCUUCAGCACCAGGUGGCCUUGGCGGAUGACGAGGACGAAAGCGUCACGUCCGGUUCGUCAUGUCCGUCAAGACACGCCACCACCAGCUGCAUGCCGGGAGGGGCUAUUUGUGAGAUAGAAGAGAAGCCGGGCUGCGUCGAGGGUGGUCGUUUGAACACACGUAACACCACCUCUGUAUCGUACUCUUCAGGCGCCCCGAUUGACUUGAGCCCCCACACUUACCCCACGAAGUGCUCUUUUAGCCUAAACCCUGGGAAACUGAAGGUACCAGAUUACAGUCACAAGAAUGGCGGACAUGACGUGCUGAGCCGACGCUGGUUAUCCAGUUCAGAGGCAGAUAGCACUGACACAACUGACACAAGUCUCGGAUCUAAGAAGUCAGACGUCCAGAAAGAGACAAAUUUGUCUUGUCGCGGUCAAGACCAGUUGGAGGCUUCAGGUAAUUUCAACGUUGGGGUUUAUUAGAUGGGCUUUGCUGGAUGGCUUUUGUUGGAUGUAAUUUGUUGGAUGGGAUUCGAUGGAUGGGAUAUCUUAGAUGGGAUUUGUUAGAUGGGCUUUGUUGGAUGGCAUUUGUUGGAUGGGCUUUGUUGGUUGGCAUUUUUUAUGGGAUUUGUUAGAUGGGAUUCAUUGAAUGGAUUUGUUGAAUGGGCUUUGUUAGAUGGGAUUUGUUAGCUGGUAUUUAUUACACUGGAUUUUCCAAUUAGUCACAAUUUGAAACACUUUCUGAGACAAAAAAAUAAGAGAGUAGAUAUCAGGGGCGGUAACUAUAAUUGGACGCACGACAACGCGUUUUUUCAAGUCAAAAGAAUUGACACCAAAAUAUCGUGAAGAAAACGUAGAAUGAAUGCCCUUGUUAACUGCUUGUUUCGAUUAAAGAGAUUUGGGGCUUUGGAAAUCAACACAUAUUUUUGUUUUGCACAGGAGACUUGUCCAAAACCAAAACAGAAGAAGUGCCUGAACGAAGAGUGGUUAGCGACUCCACGCCCAGCUCUGGGGGACGCGUUUUCACUCCCUCGCUCGUAGAGCUGUUCCGAGACCAGGACGACUACCUCAGGAAGCUGAAGGAGGUCAGGGAGAAGUUCGAGGAGAGCAUACAGGCCCUGAGUAACGAGCGCAAGUCUCGGAGGGCGAGAGACGAAUCCAUGACCUUCAACAAGUCGUGAGAUGAGGAUGUUGGGAUAUCCGUGGCCUCAACGCGUCAUGAGAUAAAGAUGAUGGAAUAUCCAUGGAUUUUUCUUUGCGUCGUGCGAGGUCCACAGUUGUAAAAAAUAUCGGAAAACUACAAUAAGUUGCGAAGAUGUUGCCUGAAAUGAAGCAUACACACCAUUGAAUCAGCCUUGUGUCCCGAAACCGUCCUAUCUCAAUAUAAUGGCGGAUUUAGAGACAUUUCAAGAAAGAGAAAAAUAUCGUUCUUAAACUGCUCCGCUCUCUUAGGUCGGACCCAGUCCUCGUGCUUAAAUCAUUUAAAUUUCUUUUUUUUUUUAAAUCCUCGCCAGGGAGACUUUUGACCCCCAAGAUACCUCUGACCCCCGAGAUACCUUUGACCCCAGUUUGGGUUUGAAUGUUAUUAGCAAAAAAAACCAAUAAACAUGUGAGUCCUCCAAUAGCUCAUCCACAUUUGCCUGAAUGCCACACGUCACGGGCAGGCCAAAAGAGUGUGGUAUGUUUCACUAGGAAUGUCAUAUGUCAUGGCGAAGAUGACACAUGCUUUUUAUUCUUGGACUCCCCGUCAAUUCAAAUGUAAACAAAUAAUUUUAAAAUUUAAAAAAAUAUUAUUUUA